Molecule: messenger RNA, 1122 nt
Organism: Salvia miltiorrhiza (redroot sage)
Lineage: Eukaryota; Viridiplantae; Streptophyta; Magnoliopsida; Lamiales; Lamiaceae
Exons: 2
Coding region: 1-1122 (373 amino acids)
Molecular function (GO): nucleic acid binding; zinc ion binding
Source: RefSeq, a predicted model, not a curated record
AUGGAAGGUGCACCAAGAGGGCGUGGUAGAGGGCGCGGACGUGGCCGUGGGCGCGGUAGGGGAUUUGUACCCGAAGAGCCUAUUCCACAAGUAGCACCAAAUCGCACAGCCGAGGAAAAGUUUCGCAAGGAAAAACCUCCAACGUUUGAUGGAUUGGGCGAACCUGCGGAUGCCGAGAAAUGGGUUAGGGCAAUAGAACGGAUCUUCAACUACAUCCGUUGUGAUGAUGAGGAGAAAGUGGCAUGUGCAACUUAUCAGUUGGUGGACGAAGCUGACUUUUGGUGGGAGUCAGUAAGGCGGACUAUGACUGACGAACAGUGGGAGAAUUUCACAUGGGAAGAAUUCAAGGCUGAAUUGUAUGAGAAAUAUAUACCAGGAUGUUACCGACAGAAGAAACAGAAUGAGUUUUGGAAUCUGAGACAGAAAACGGGAACUGUGACUGAGUACGACAGGGCCUUCAAUCAGCUAUCAAGAUAUGCUCCGACGUUGGUGGACAGUGAUGAGAAACGCGCAGAGAAGUUCAGAAACGGACUGCGUCACGAGAUAGCGAUUUCCCUAGCAAGUCAAGGGGGUCUCACAUACGCGCAGACAUUGAGCAGAGCCCUCACUAUUGAGUCAUUGUUGCCAAGGGAAAAAGGAAAAUCCCCCGAACAGUCUGGAUUUGUACCAUCUCAAGAUGGUAGUAAGGGAAAGCGAAAAUGGAAUGAAGGAACUGGUGGAAACAUUGGAAAUGGGAAGAAACCAUGGGUGGCGAAUCAAAAUCGGAACCAACAUCAGAAUCCACAACCUCAAGCAAUGGUUCAAACUCCUUGCCCAAAAUGUCAAAAACUCCAUCCGGGAGAAUGUCUGAAAGGAAUGAACGUCUGCUAUAACUGCGGAGAGGCCGGGCAUUAUGUCUCGAAUUGCCCAAAGAAGGGAAGUGGAGCACCCCAACAACAAAAUCCCGGGAACCAACAGCGACAAAACCAAGGUCCUAGAGGAAAUCAGGGGCAACCACAAUACGCUAGGGCCUAUGCCAUUAACCAACACCAAGCAGCAGGAGAUCACGGAAACGUGGCAGGAAAGGACGAGACAACCUUCCACGACAUAACGACGUACCAGAUUUUGAGGAAAAUUUUCUAG